Molecule: messenger RNA, 1779 nt
Organism: Thelazia callipaeda (thelaziosis nematode)
Lineage: Eukaryota; Metazoa; Nematoda; Chromadorea; Rhabditida; Thelaziidae
Source: the annotation of a GenBank genome assembly
AUGACUGUAACAUAUUCAGCCGAUGUUAGCACUGUUCAAUUGACAACUUUUGGCAAAUUAAUGUUUAGAUGGCGUGGCAGCAUAUGGAAGGCAAUUUACAAGGAACUCGCAUUAUGGAUGAUUGCAUAUGCUUGUCUUUCAAUGUUAUAUUACGUUCUACUUUCAGAUGCUUACAAACGUGUUUUUGAAGAUAUGCGCCAUUUAUUUGCAAAAUAUACUGAUGUUAUACCGAUAACAUUCAUGCUUGGAUUUUUUAUUAAUGUCGUUGUGAACAGAUUCUGGCUUCUGCUUAGAAAUAUCGGCUGGAUAGAUGCGUCAGCUCUCUACCUGUGCAAUUAUAUAUCAGGACAAGAUGAUCAUGCUCGACUAUUACGGCGUAAUAUAAUUCGUUAUUUACUUUGCCAUCAGAUACUUGUAUAUCGUGAUAUUAGUGAAGUGAUUCGUCGCAGAUUUCCAACGUUGGAAACAUUAGUUGUGGCUGGUAAACUUCGGAACUGUUACAUAACAGAAAUGGAACUUUUACAGUUCAAUGCAGUAGAAUCGAAAAAUCGCAAAUACUGGGUGCCAAUUAAUUGGGCAAUGGGAGUAGCUCGUAGAGCACGCAAGGAAAGACGUGUUGAUAGUCCACAAGCACUACAAGAAAUCUUUAAUAAAAUCAAUGAUUUUCGAUCAGACUUAGCGCAAUUAAUAGUACAUGAUUGGGUGCCCAUUCCACUGGCAUAUUCGCAAGUAAUGAGUUUCAUCGUUCGAUUAUAUUUCUUCCUUGCACUGAUGGGACAUCAAAAUAUUGCUCCUUCGCCAGACUCAACUUAUGUUGAUACGAUCAAUAUGCACAUACCAUUUGUGUCAAUGUGUCAGUUCAUCUUCUAUAUGGGUUGGAUGAAAGUUGCAGAAGUCUUAAUGAAUCCUUUUGGAGAUGAUGAUGAUGAUCUCGAAAUUAAUUGGCUAAUCGAUCGUAAUCUGCAAGUUGGUAUGACAAUAGCAGAUGAAACAUGGGAGCCGCCAUUAAUUAAGGAUCAGAAUUGGAUGAUGAAAAUGGCAGAACCAAUGUACAGCAUUGAUGCGGUGAAAGGACGAUAUAAUCCACAGAUUGGAUCAGUUUCAAAUAUUAAUCGACGGAGAACAAGCACACAAAUGGUGAUGAAAGAAAUGAAAGACGAAAAUUUGGAUAGCGAUUUCUCUAGUACUGAAUUUGGUGGUGGAAGGCAUCUUAAUUCAUUUUUUUUAAGAGCAUCCACACUAAGUAAUGCAGUUAAUGGUAUUAGAGAUGCUUUGAAACGCCGUUUAUCACGUCUGACUUCAAGAGUAGAAUCUAUCACUGAUGCUGAAUCGCCCGCUUGGGAUGAGUCAAAUGACGCUACAGGCAAUAUUCUGAAUUCUUUUCGCAGAUUAGAAGAAUAUAGCUCAAAUCCACAACGUGAACGACGUGAACUGCACGUUCUUCCUGAAGAAGAGGAAAGUCACAAGUCAUGUCAAUUACGGUGUUGUAUUCUGAGACAUUCGGUAAUAAGAGAAAAUGAAAGUGAGAGUAGCGAGGAAGAAAGUAGAAAAGUGCAAAGAAAAGGUCGGAAAUUAAGGAAGAAAAUAUCCAAAUUAGACGACAGCAAGAAUGAAAUUGCAAAUAACUCAUUGAAUCCAUGUCGAACAAGUCAUGAAGGAGAUGAUGAGCAUGAAAGUGGAGUAGAGGAUGAACUUUCAACGGCAGCAGUUCGAAGACCAAGAAUAGAAAAUAUGCAAAGACCAUUAAAGUCUUCUGAAACUGAUAAGAAUUUAUCGUAA